This is a messenger RNA of Cyanistes caeruleus (blue tit), 3483 nucleotides long. The record is from RefSeq and is a predicted model, not a curated record. NCBI's taxonomy places the organism in Eukaryota, Metazoa, Chordata, Aves, Passeriformes, Paridae.
GUGUGUGUGUGUGUGCGCGCCAGGUGUGAGCGCCCCGGCCGCGCCCCGCAGGAACCAUGCCCGGCGUCCUGCCCGGCGACAGCGCCAGGGCCAGCCCCUCCAAGAAGAACAGGCUGUCUCUGAAGCUCUUUCAGAAGAAGGAGGCGAAGCGAGCGCUGGAUUUCACCGAGGCGCAGGAAAAUGAGCCGCAGAAGGGCGCGGAGUUCCGAGGCGCCGAGAUUGACCAGGUGGUUCCUGCAGCACAGCCCCCCUCCCUUGUCAGCUGUGAGAAAAAAGACAGCAUGUUGCCUUUUGUGGGCUUGAACAACCUGGGCAAUACCUGCUACCUGAACAGUGUCCUGCAGGUAUUAUAUUUUUGUCCUGGUUUUAAAACUGGAGUAAAACAUUUAUAUAACAUUAUUUCAAAGAAGAGAGAAUCUUCAAAGGAUGAAGGAGAGCAAAAGGCAGAAAAGGGAAGCUGUAAAGAAGAUCCCUUGGCAAGUUACGAACUCAUCUGCAGUUUGCACUCCUUGAUCCUUUCAGUUGAGCAGCUUCAAGCCAGUUUUCUCCUAAACCCAGAGAAAUACACGGAUGAAUUGGCCACUCAGCCCCGGAGGCUGCUGAACACCCUCAGAGAGCUGAACCCCAUGUACGAAGGGUACCUGCAGCACGAUGCCCAGGAGGUCCUGCAGUGUAUCCUGGGGAACAUCCAGGAAACCUGCCAGCUGCUGAAAAAGGAGGAGCUGAACAAACUGCCUGUGGAAGAGCCUGCAGCUGAACUGGAGGAAAAACCCAACCAAAAGUCAGAGAGCAACGGAUCCAUCAGCCCCGCUGAGGAGGAGGAUCCCACCCUGGGCAGCCACGGCGGAGACGCGGCCAAGGAGAAGCUGCUCAAGGGAAACGGGAAAAGGAAAAGCGACGCCGAGGGCGGCAACGCCAAGAAAAAAUCCAAAGUAUCUAAAGAGCAAAUUGCAGCAGAAGAAAAUCAAAGACAAACCAGGUCCAAGAGGAAAGCCACAGGAGAAAAGAUGGAAAACCAAACGGAUGCCAUCGCCAAGUGUUCUGGGGAGAGCGAGAGCGCCAAGCCCACGCAGAAAAAGUCGCGCCUUAGGUUAAACUGGUUAAAAUCUUCCUGCAAACAGCCCAGUAUUCUGUCCAAAUUUUACAGUCUAGGAAAGUUAACUACAAACUUGGGACCCAAAGACCCAGGGAAAGAAUAUGACUGUGAGUUUGAAGAGUCAGCUGUCAAGUGCGAAAAUGGUGACAGUAAAGAAGAAUAUCAUGAACCAGUGUCUCCCGUGGAAAACCAUCAUGGAAAAGGAACUGAAAAAGAACCAAAAAAGGAAGGUACAGAGCUGGCUGUCUUCGAGCUGGUGGAGAAACUCUUCCAGGGCCAGUUAGUGCUGAGGACGAGGUGCUUGGAGUGCGAGUGCUUCACGGAAAGGAGGGAAGAUUUUCAGGACAUCAGUGUCCCAGUGCAAGAAGAUGAACUUGCUAAAAGUGAAGAGAGUUCUGAAAUUUCUCCAGAGCCAAAAACAGAAAUGAAGACUCUGAAAUGGGCAAUUUCCCAGUUUGCCUCAGUGGAGAGGAUUGUGGGAGAGGACAAAUAUUUCUGUGAGAACUGCCACCACUACACGGAAGCCGAGCGCAGCCUUUUGUUCGAUAAAAUGCCCGAAGUGAUCACAAUUCACUUGAAGUGCUUUGCUGCCAGUGGCUUGGAGUUUGACUGCUACGGGGGCCUGUCCAAGAUCAACACCCCGCUGCUGACGCCGCUCAGGCUGUCCCUGGAGGAGUGGAGCACCCGGCCCACCAACGACACCUACGGGCUCUUCGCCGUGGUCAUGCACAGCGGCAUCACCAUCAGCAGCGGCCACUACACGGCCUCGGUGAAGGUCACAGACCUGCAGAGCCUGGAGCUGGACAGGGGCAACUUCCUCCCCGAGCCGGGCUACGCCGCGCUCAAGCCGGAGCCGCUGACCGAGGAGGAGGCGCGGGCCGUGGCCGAGGACUACGACGACGGCGAGGUCUCCUUCAGGCUCAACGGCGCCGCGCCGCCGGGCAAGGUGCUCAGCAAGAAGAACAUGGAGGCCGUGGGACUGCUCGGGGGGCAGAAGAGCAAGGCUGACUGUGAGCUGUGUGCCAGCAAACAGCCCAACCCCGAGAAGCUCCUCAGCGUGGCUCCCGAGCCCCGCGGCGCCGAGCCCAGCGCGGAGCAGGGCGAGCCCCCGGGGCUGGGAGCCAACGGACUGGAGAACAAAGCUCUCUACGUGCUCCAGAGCCUCAAGGAGUACGAGGGGAAGUGGCUGCUCUUCGAUGAUUCCGAAGUGAAGGUCACAGAGGAAAAGGACUUUCUGAAUUCUCUUUCUCCGACAUCGUCAUCUACAUCGACUCCUUACCUACUGUUUUAUAAGAAGAUUGUAGAGUGAUGCUGUACUUGGACUGUAAAUAUUCGGGAUUUGCAUACACCUCUCACUCUGAUUUGCAUCCAGGCUACCUGGAAGGAACGGCUGUUUGUUUUUUGAAGCUACUGAUCCUUCAUCUUUCUGGUCUUUUUUUUUGUUGUUUUUUUCCCUUUGGUGUCAAGUGGCUCAACUUGAAUUAACAAAACAUGACAUAGGACUUGACUCACACCAUAACUUUUCUGCUGGAGAAUAGUGCUCUGACCUUUUAGAAAUACCAGUUUGUAUAGAUUCUAAACAAUGCCUACAGCACCCAGUAGUGGUUUUAAUGCAGCUCUAGGUCUCAGACAUGCCUAUUGUAUUAUUAGCUUUUUUUUCUUUUAUUUUUUCCUUUUAUUUGUUUUUAUUUUAUUUUUUCCUUUUAUUUUUUUUCUUUUUAAAUAAAAGUUAUUUGUAUUCAUACCCUGGAGUAAAUGUAUAUUAACUAGCAAAUUUCAUCAGAAGUUGUGUAUUUUUGUAACUUGGGAAGUAACACUUCAUAUUUAGUCUUUGGGUAAUGGACGUGGUUUAUUCUCCUGCUCCAGUUCUUUCCUGCUCCUUGCAACUUAAAGCACAAGGAAAAGGGUCUGGGAACCUUGUCCAGAGCAUUGGAGGGAACUGAAUUCAUGGAGGUGUUUGACUGUUCUAAUUUGCAUCUUGGUGCAUAGGUGUUCAUGAGCAAAGUGUAAAUAGGUGUGAUUAAUACUUCAAACCAGGGGCAGAGUGUAGUGUAAUUAAAAUAAUUUUGUACUUUGAAGAGUGAAGCCCUCAAAUCUGCAUCUCUGUUCGGGGCAGUUGGGAACUUAGUGGUGUUUUAACUUUUAACUGAAGUUAACUUGUACCUGGAUCUCCCUGAAACCUGGGGGGGAAAAGGAGAGCAUUUGGCUUUGAUGCUUUGUUAAGAAUGUACAUAUGAAAUAAAAAAGUUAUGAUGCGCAUCUGAGACGAGCAGAUCAGACUUUGUGUUUGGAGAGGGGAAAGCAGAAAGGGAAAGGGCUUUGGGAGCAGUUACAAAAAGGCUGGGAAAUUAUCUUAAACAGAAGAUUAAAAGUGCUUUCAGAAUACA